Molecule: messenger RNA, 1164 nt
Organism: Echinostoma caproni
Lineage: Eukaryota; Metazoa; Platyhelminthes; Trematoda; Plagiorchiida; Echinostomatidae
Source: the annotation of a GenBank genome assembly
AUGAAGCAAGUCUCCUCAUGGUCCCCCGAACUGGUUGAAAUCGAGGCUAAGGCCAAAGCUUCAUCCUAUCUGUUACUGUAUGUGUUCGAGGCGUGGAAAACACGAGCGGUAUCUAGCUUUGUCGAAGUGGCUUAUUUAGCCGCACAGAAUCGUAAUGUCGUGUUGGUCAUAACCAGACAUCCCAACAGUGAUCCCGUCGUGAUUGCAGGAGAGCACGUGCUACCUCUGGAGCAAGCUUGUCUUCAACAAGCCACUGAUUACAUGUGUGCUUUCGCUAGUCGUCUUGGACUUCCCCUGUUCUUUGAACUUUCAGAAGCUCUUGAAUAUGUAAAAACAUCUGUUUUAGAGGCGCGUUUGGGUCUGCAAAAUCUAAAAGCGAAUUUCCCCUGUCAUUCCUCAUUCCGGGAGCAUAAGUUGAAGACGUUCGAUUUUGAACAGUUUUCAAUGGCAUUCGCUUCCUACGUAUUCCAACAUUCAAAAUAUGACCUCCUCUCGCCUUCUCUGACCAGCUUGGAUGAUAAUGAGAAUCUAAUGAGUUCAGUACAUCCUAACGCUGGUUGUCUCAGACAUACACAAUCCUUGUACAUACAUCGUGGAGAUUGGUUGGAGCGAUCCCCGAGAUUGUUCACUUCUACCGGAUCGUUUGAUCAGACGGAGAAUGAGAACAAAAUCACUACCAGUCCACGCAGGCGAAGACGACUUCCUCUGUCCGCUAGCUUGAACGAUCAGCAUAAUAUCACAGCAAACAGUUCCCCCAACCGGCAGUUAAAUGCUUUCAAGUCUUGGAUUAACGGAUUUCGCAAACGGCGCGUUCUCAGUCCUACGCGGUUCUCGGAUGAACCCGAAUGCCAGGCUACAUAUGACCUGUACGUCAGUGGUCCGCUGUCGGACGGGUUUUCCGUUGUGGACCAGAAGUCACUGGCCACGUGGCAUUUUUCCGUCAAUCGGCCUUUUUCCGUUUAUUUCGCGGACGACGAAUCAAGCCUUGCCGGUAUUCCCUCCGAUUCUGUGUUAUCGACCGAUCCGGAGCAAAGAAAGCUCUGGGCUUGGACACAUAGCCGUCUGUUGUUGUACGUGAUAAACAGUCAUUCGUUCAGUUUAUCCACGAUGAUGGAAAGGGACCCAUGUAGCCGAGGAUUGAUUCAGCAUCAGAAUCGUCAUUGA